This is a messenger RNA of Sphaerodactylus townsendi, 4133 nucleotides long. RefSeq names its product WD repeat and coiled-coil-containing protein-like. The record is from RefSeq and is a predicted model, not a curated record. Gene Ontology annotation, molecular function: kinase binding. NCBI's taxonomy places the organism in Eukaryota, Metazoa, Chordata, Lepidosauria, Squamata, Sphaerodactylidae. Bases 1207 to 3498 code for a protein of 763 amino acids. The transcript has 5 exons.
GCGGCGGCGGCGGCGCUCCCGGGGUCCGGCAGCCAUUUCAUCUCCUCCCGGACCCGCUUGUCCCGGACCAGCGCCAAGGCGGCGGCAGCGGCGGCGGCUGCGGCAGCCGGGCAGGAUGCGGACUCGGCCCGGGUUGCAGUUCGUGUGGCGCACACAAGCGGGCAGAAGGGGACUUGCGCCUAACCAUCACAGCAGGUUGACAGCUGGUGGCAUGUACUGACAACGCAGCAGCUGCCAUGAAUAUCUUGUUGCUUCUGUGGUAUUUGUCUGGAGUUCUGGCCACCACACGCACGUUGGACUACUUUUCAGACAUUGCAACACAUGAUCAGAGACAGAUGUGCGGUACCCAGUAAUGACUUUGUGCAUGUGCUCACAUUAGUGUUGCGGGAAACGUUGCAGCACAGAAGUCUUCAGUCCGUUGAAUAAUGCCAUCCAAAGCCAAACGCUUGAAACAGAAGUCCACAAACAAGAGAUCAUAGUGGCGACAUGAAGACGUCCGCGCGAGCAGGACAUGGACACGAUCAUCUGUUCCAAAUCUGUUCCGAAUGGACACAAAACCAGCGGUGUGUGCCUAAGGGUACCCUUGGGCUGUAGAUCGAGGCCAGCAGCAGCGUCUGUGAGUAUGGAGGGAGACAGGAAUGGGGCGCUGUGGCAACCAGCUGAAGUACUGUUGCUGCUGCAGGCUACACGGGACCGGGAUCACUCGGCAAACGUUAUGCGAGGUGGCAGGUCAGGAAGCGCAGAAAGAUUCUCUCCCUGGUCUUGGGCAGAGAGGGUAUCACAGGACCGCCAUGCAGGUUCCAAGUUAAGUGGCACUCUCUGAGGAUGGAUUUCUUCGACAUGACGGACGCGUGGUGCACCCCCACCUGGCAGAUUGCCAGACUUCCUUGCCAUGAGGCAGAUUUGGUGUGCCCUGCAGGCGACCAAGACAGAGGGCGAGUGCCCCAAUGUACCAUGAUUCCUGAGUCGCGUGCACGAACCCCUUGCCCUCCGCGCCCCUACCCUAUUUCUGCAAUGACAGUGUUGACCUGGACAGUGCACGCUCUAUUUUCCUAAUAACAGAAGGCGCACUCGGACGUGGACGUGAGAAAGCAGACAAAGAGGAGCAGAUGGUGCUGGACAGGAGUUCAAUUGAGGUGGAGGGAAGCCUGCGUGAGGAUGACGAGCCUGUUGCAGAUUUCUCCCACCGGAGUUUGAAAACAAACAAUGGAGCUAGGCAAAGGGAAGCUACUGCGAACAGGCCUCAAUGCCUUAUGCCAGGCCAUCCAUCCUAUGCACGGCAUUGCGUGGACAGAUGGAAAGCAAGUGAUACUGACCUCUUUCUACCUACAUAACGGGGAGCCUGAAUUUGGCAGCUCAAAUGUGGUGGGUCAAUUUGAACACGUCCAUGGGCUUUACUGGGGGCCACUAUGCUCUGAAGAUGUCCCUGCGCUCCUCGCCAUUCAGCACAAAAAACACAUCACGAUGUGGCAGCUCUGCUACAGCGCUUCGGAAAGAAACAAGCUCAUGGUCUAUCAAAUCAGUGAAAUCGGCGAGCUGUUUCCUAUACUCCCCCAGGGCUGCCUGUGGCAUCCCAGGAGAGAAAUCCUGGCUGUUCUAACCACACGGGACGCUUUUGUCCUGCACACGGUUCGCCUCAACAAUUCCAGGGUAAAAGCAGACAUCAAAGGCACUGGGCUCAUCCACUGUGCUUGCUGGACCGAAGAAGGCAACCGCUUGGUGAUUGGAAUAGGCAGCGCCCUCCACUCCUACAUUUGGGACGACGAUCAGAAAACUUUGAACGCGUGCUCUUUUUGCCCAGUAUUUGAUGUAGGAGGCUACGUCUGCGCCGUUGAAGCUACUUUAACUUCUCAGGUGGCCGUUGCUACCGAACUUCCGCUAGACAAGAUAUGUAGCUUGAAUGCAGGGAUGUCCUUUGAAAUCCAAGCUGAUGCCGUGUCUAACUCCGUUCCUUCACAAACUACCUCACUGAGCUGUGAAGAAGAGUUCUCUUUGGACAAUGGGAAAAAGAUAGCAGACAAAGAACAGGCUGUGCCUGCUGGAACCGUCACAUCUUCUCCUGUAGAUCUAACUCACAUUCUUCCAAGCAAACCCCGAUCGGACAACACUGCUCUCAUUCAUCUAAGAGCAAAGGACUACCUAACAGGAAGUGGCCAAGACGCUUCGCACCUGAUCUUGGUGACUUUUGAAAAAAGGGUGACGGCUACCAGAAGAGUCAGCAUCCCGGGCAUCCUGGUCCCGGACAUCAUGACCUUUGACCACAAAAAUCAGGCAGUGGCUGUUGCGUCCAACACUUGUAAUGUAAUUUUGGUUUACUCAUUAACUUCAUCCCACUUACCCAACAUUCAACAAAUGCAGCUGGAGAAAAGCGAGAGGCCAAAGGGAUUGUGUUUCCUCACAGAGAAACUAUUACUGAUUCUGGUUGGGAAGCAGAAAUUAACAGAUCCCGCUUUCCUUCCGUCCUCACGAUCAGACAAGUACCUUCUCCGUUUGAUGAUCAAAGAAGUCGUAGGCAAAGAGGGUUCUGGCGCGCUUUCCAGCGCUGCCCCAGUUGGUUCUGUAAACCUGUCUGUGAAAAGAGAGGCCCUUGAAACUCAUUUGGACACUCACCCUCUGAGUGAUGGAUUGCUACUGCCAGGCUCCACAGUAAUUCACUCUCCCAGGAGUAAAAAAAACCUCAUUGAAGAAAUUAAGAGUCCUGCUAAUGAACAAAACCUGUUGAUGAGCGCACCUGAUUUAAAGGAGAAGAAUGCUUCCAAGGAUUUCCCCCAAAUCCUGGAAACUUUGGAUACAGAACCAACAAACCGUUCACUGGUUCUUCAGGGGAUUCAGGCAUCUUCAGGAACAGCCAACAUAUCUGCUUCUCCAAACAAGCAAGUGCAGAGAUCUCCCGAAACUUUAAAUCCCUCAAACGAUAACAUUUUGCGAAGCGGAAAAGAAGACGGUUACUUACCCAAAAAUCUCGAAAGACUGUGUAGCAGCUUCACAGAGUUGCAGCAUCAGCUUUAUGAACUAGCUGAGCUUCUGAAACCUGGGAAAAAAUCUCUGCCAGGGUACCCAUCUUCACGUGAACCUUCUUUCAUUAAUAUCACUUGCCAGAAGGAUUCCUCUGGAACCGUGACACUUGAAAAGCGAGCUGUUAUCCUCUGUGAUGGCAAACUCCGUCUCAACGUAGUUCAGCAGAUUUUCAACCUGUGUCUCGUUGAAAUGCAGCACGACUUGUCUUGGAUUGUUCUCACCGCAGACAGCGAGGGCUUUAUUCCACUGACCUUCAGCACGCUGCAGGAGAUAGUCGUCAGAGACGCUUGUGCCAACUCUCACCAAGAUAGCAUUCAUUCUUCCAAAUCACUGGACAUUGUCAACUCAGCCGGUAGCUACAGAAAGCUUUCCUCUCAAAGCCUGGAUCAGUCCACCAGUUCUUUGGAAGUACUGCGAGAACAUUCUUCCAGGAGUCUAGAGACCAGCAGUUCCACUGACCAAACCAGCCCUAAUUCAUAACUUGAACUAAAACUGUUCAUAUCUAGGACAAUUUGUUAGUUUGCCCUUCAGCUGCGUAUAAUUAAAACUGGAUGAGUUGUGCUUUCACAAGUGUAUGACAUUUGACCGGUUUCUAGAUCUUCUCAAGUAUUGUCAGAGUGUUCUAACACAUUUUGCAAUUUACUCCAAACUAGAGGAUUAUUUAAAAUAUUUAUUAGCCUGGCCUUUCUUCUGAGCAACUUAGCUGGUAAAGCGUUUAAAACACUCCCCUUCUAGAGUUCUUACACCAAGUUUGCAUGUUUUCUGCAGCUGAGAAAAAAAUUGCUUUUGGUUUGCUAAAACUUGCUUCAAACAAAUGUACAUUUCCAGAUUACAGGAGAACGCCACUAGAAAUGUUUUUUCUAUUAAUGAACACAUUUAAAUGUUAUUGCCAAAAUUGUAAGGUAUGGGGGGGGGGGGGGGUUUGCCCUUAGAAUUUAUCUCAGGAGAAGUCUCAGUGGAGACCACACUGAAAAUAGGACAUUAAUGUAGCUUUCAGUUAAUCUUGAGGACUGAGGCAUAUGUGUGAGGCAUAUGUUACAGGAAACUCUGCAACUGAAGGUUCUGCAUCAUUAUAUGAAUGUAACUUUUAUUUAUUAAAAUAUUUAUAUCCCUCA